AUAAGCAGUGAAAGAAGACAAACAUCCAGCUGUCUGAAUGCCUUGUAUGAAGAUUUGCAGCCAUCCUGGUUUCAGUUCAGUGAACUGGCUGCUGCUUCAGUUACGUUGCGGUCCAGCUUUUACAAGCUCAGUUUGAAGACUUUCUCCUAAAAUGGAGAGGUCAGUGCACCAGCUGCACACGAGACACUUUUUUUCCUCUCACUCCGCUGAGGACUCACACACUGAGACCAGCACAGUAUUCCAGUCCACUUGGAUCUGCAGAGGACAUCUUUCUUUUGCUGGCACUCGUCUUCAAGAAAAAAAGAAAAAACAACAACUUGCCUCUAAGGAAAUGUCUUUUAAUCUUCUUCAGCGUUAUCAAAUGAGACCAGAGAUAAGUCUGUGAAGCAGACUGUUGGAAGAGAAGCAUGUCGGGGAUGUUUGGGAAAGGGAAGACGUGUAACUCUGCCGCAGCUCCUGGCAGGAGUCCAGCUGAGUGUAACCUGGUGCUGCUCGGUGUGAUGGGCUGCGGGAAAUCAGCACUGACCGUCAAAUUCCUCACAAAGCGCUUCAUCAGUGAAUACGACCCCCAUCUAGAGGAUAUCUAUUCAUCAGAAGAGAAGGUGGACCAGCAGCCUGUCACAGUGAGAGUGAUGGACACCUGUGACCAGGUAGGAACACGCUGUUGUGUUGACUGUGUGAGGAGGUAGAAAGGCUGAACGCUUUUACUCACAUCUUCUCUACUGCUUCUUCAUCUGUGUUGCAUUAUGCUUUAAUGCUAUUCUUUAUUGUUUCCAUGAAAACCAGACAAAAGGGCUCCAAACUACAUCAAAUUAAAAAAGAAGAAAUCAAAUCACAGUAGCAGUUGGCAGAGUCCAACAUAAUGUUGUCAGAUGAUUUUAUUUUCUCACCGUACAAAGAUAUUCAGUUUAAUAUCAUCAAGACAAAGAAAAGAGACUUGUAACCCAUCACAAUAAACAUCUGGCCUCUUAUUCAGGUCACAGUCAUUUCAUCAGUUUGUGCUUCUGCAGUAAAAAUAUCAGCGCAAUCCAACAGCAGCCGGUCACAAGAAACAUGGUCCAAUAGAAGUGAUGUCAUGAUUUUGGUUUGAUCUAUGGACUUGAACAGGGUGUUUUUCUGUACAUCUUAAUAGAAGACAAGCCAAGCUCAGGCCCAUCUGUGAGCGAUGCCUGACACCUGCUGGUGGAACACAGGAACUGUUCACCACAGACACUAAAGUUUUCACUGAAGAUGGCCGCAAAUAGACAAAUUCACACAAUUCAGAAAUAACACAAGUGUCAGAACUACUAAAGCUAACCAACAGCCUCGCAGCAUAAAGCUUCACAUUAUAGGACAUGACUUCAUUCUAAAUUUCCUUCACUCAUGUAACCCAGAGGCAUGCUGGGACUAUGUGUGUCAGACCUUUAUGUGCACUAUGCCACUUGCAAAAUAAGACAAAUUAAACAUUAAUUCAGGCCAUUUUCAAUACAAGGUAAUUUUUUUCCUCCUGUCUUCAUGUCCUCCUGUCUUCUGUCCUCCUGUCUUCAUGUCCUCUGUCUUCAUGUCCUCCUGUCUUCAUGUCCUCUGUCUUCAUGUCCUCCUGUCUUCAUGGCCUCCUGUCUUCAUCGCCUCCUGUCUUCAUCGCCUCCUGUCCUCUGUCUUCAUGUCCUCCUGUCUUCAUGUCCUCCUGUCUUCAUGUCCU
Anarrhichthys ocellatus (wolf-eel) is the source of this 1681-nucleotide messenger RNA. Its product is annotated as ras-like protein family member 12. The transcript is spliced from 3 exons. Gene Ontology annotation, molecular function: GTPase activity; GTP binding. The record is from RefSeq and is a predicted model, not a curated record. Lineage: Eukaryota; Metazoa; Chordata; Actinopteri; Perciformes; Anarhichadidae. The coding region runs from base 408 to 689 and encodes 93 amino acids.